Ceratotherium simum simum (southern white rhinoceros) is the source of this 2756-nucleotide messenger RNA. RefSeq names its product zinc finger protein 326 (gene ZNF326). The record is from RefSeq and is a predicted model, not a curated record. Gene Ontology annotation, molecular function: DNA binding. NCBI's taxonomy places the organism in Eukaryota, Metazoa, Chordata, Mammalia, Perissodactyla, Rhinocerotidae. Gene Ontology annotation, cellular component: DBIRD complex; nucleus. Gene Ontology annotation, biological process: regulation of DNA-templated transcription elongation.
CAAACAUGGCGAGCCGCAGCCAGACCUUCCAGAACACCCAGCUCGCUUUCCCGCGACCCCAGCCAGGCUUUGACGCUCCUCUUUUUACUUUCCUUCCUCCUCGGCGGCUCCAAGAGGGUCAGCACCUGGGAGCGUGACAGCGGACCUGCUUCCCGCCCCCAUUCGAGGGCCCGCCCACCAACCCGCGCCAGCCAAUGGCAGGCCGCGCUGCGGCGGCUGGCAGCGCCGGCGGGCCCCGCCCCCCAACCUAGCUGUGGCCUGCGGCUCCCGGGCCGGUAGCGCCGCUCUUGGUCGCGCGGACCGGUCGUGUGGAACCGCGGGUCGCGGGAGCUCGCCGCCGGCCACAGCUCAGCCCAGCGCCGCAGAGGCCGUCGGCCCCGAGCCUCCGCCAUGGACUUCGAGGACGAUUACACACACUCUGCUUGCAGGAAUACUUAUCAGGGCUUUAAUGGAAUGGAUCGUGAUUAUGGCCCUGGAUCUUAUGGAGGGAUGGAUCGUGACUAUGGCCAUGGAUCCUAUGGGGGUCAGAGAUCCAUGGAUUCCUACCUAAACCAGUCAUAUGGCAUGGACAAUCACAGUGGUGGUGGUGGGGGUAGCAGGUUUGGACCUUAUGAGUCUUACGACUCCAGGUCUUCUCUGGGUGGGCGAGAUCUGUACAGAUCUGGCUAUGGUUUUAAUGAACCCGAACAAAGCCGCUUCGGAGGUAGUUAUGGUGGUCGAUUUGAGAGCUCCUACCGGAAUAGCCUUGACUCUUUCGGAGGUAGAAACCAGGGCGGGUCUAGCUGGGAAGCACCUUACUCCCGUUCAAAAUUGAGGCCUGGGUUUAUGGAGGACAGAGGAAGAGAGAAUUACUCUUCCUACAGCAGUUUUUCUUCACCCCAUAUGAAGCCUGCACCUGUAGGCUCUCGGGGGAGAGGAACGCCUGCUUAUCCUGAAAGUACGUUUGGAAGCAGAAACUAUGAUGCUUUUGGAGGACCAUCAACAGGCAGAGGCCGAGGCCGAGGACAUAUGAGUGAUUUUGGAAGCAUUCAUAGACCUGGAAUUGUUGUUGACUAUCAAAACAAACCCACCAAUGUGACAGUUACUGCUGCAAGAGGAAUAAAGAGAAAAAUGAUACAACCAUUUAAUAAGCCUGGUGGAACCUUUAUCAAGAAACCCAAGCUAGCCAAACCUGUGGAGAAGAUGAGCCUUAGCAAAUCACCCACAAAAUCUGAUCCUAAAAAUGAAGAAGAAGAAAAGCGACGAAUUGAGGCUCGGCGAGAGAAACAAAGGCGCAGAAGAGAAAAAAACAGUGAGAAAUAUGGAGAUGGAUACAGAAUGGCAUUCACAUGUUCAUUUUGUAAAUUUCGAACUUUUGAAGAAAAAGAUAUUGAACUGCAUCUGGAAAGUUCUUCACAUCAGGAAACAUUAGAUCAUAUUCAGAAACAAACCAAAUUUGAUAAAGUAGUUAUGGAGUUUUUGCACGAAUGUAUGGUGAAUAAAUUCAAGAAAACAUCUAUUCGUAAGCAACAGACAAAUAAUCAAACAGAAGUAGUCAAAGUAAUUGAAAAAGAUGUUAUGGAAGGUGUUACUGCAGAUGAUCACAUGAUGAAAGUAGAGACUGUUCACUGCAGUGCUUGUAGUGUGUAUAUCCCUGCUUUACAUAGUUCAGUUCAGCAGCACUUAAAAUCCCCUGAUCAUAUCAAAGGGAAGCAGGCUUAUAAGGAACAAAUAAAAAGAGAGAGUGUCUUGACUGCUACAAGCAUUUUAAAUAAUCCAAUAGUGAAGGCGCGAUAUGAACGUUUUGUUAAGGGUGAGAAUCCUUUUGAAAAUCAAGAUCAUUCUCAAGAUCAGCAAAUAGAAGGAGAUGAGGAGGAGGAAGAAAAGAUUGAUGAAACUAUUGAAGAAGAGGAAGAGGAAGAAGAGGAAGAAGAAGAGGAAGUGGGGGAAGUAGAAGAAGUGGAGGAAGUAGAGGAAGUGGGAGAAGGUGGAGGAGUAGAGGAAGGGGCGGACAUAGAGGGAGUGGGGGAACUGGAGGCACUGGGCGAAGAAGAGGGCGUGGGGGAAGGAGAGGGAGUGGGGGAAGGAGAGGGCGUGGGGGAAGGAGAGGAAGGAGAGGAAGAAGAAGCAAAGGAGGAGCCUGUCGGCUUCCCUGUUGACCAACCUGAAGAAAAUUAAAUAUAAGGUAUUAGUCAGAUUUAAAAGAAGCUUUAAAUUUUUGUCCUAAUGUGGAAAAGGGUAAGAAUUUUGAUAGUUUAACGUAUGAGAGUUAACACCCAUAUUGCAUGCAUUCCACACAUUAAAAUUUGUUUUAUAUAAUUUCUAAAUGUUUGGCAUUUGUUUAGUAAAAUGAGGGUAAGACUAUUUUAGUUUAGUUUUUAUAGCUACCAAACUUAGAUUCGAUAAAUUGUUUGUAUAAUUUUUAAGCUUAAUUUUUAUUACUUUAUUGGUGUUAAGGAUAACAGAUGUGUAUUGUUAGUAUAUCUAUUCUAAUUGUUUGAACUAAAUGCUGCUCUUGGAAGUAUAUAUUCAAGUGUGCAUUAAUGUUUUGAAUACUUACCCUAGAAGAGAUAAAUUGGGCAAGUAUUUUGUGCUCUGACUGUGUAUUUUUUUACUGCAUUGGACACUAAAUAGUAAUUUGCGUUAAGACACGCUUAAAGGCUUUUUGUGACCAUGUUUCCUUUUGUAGCAAUAAAAUGUUUUUAGAAAAACUCUCUCCCUGGAUUAGCAAUUUUAAAUGAAGCAGAGUUCAUUAAUUAAAUGAGUAUUUAAAAUCA